CUCUCGCGGGAAGCGGCGGAGUCGUUAGGGCGGCCUGACCUCGGUGCGCGCUUGCGGCCGCGAUGGAGAAGCGGCGCCGCGGCGGGAGGAUGCCCACGUCUCUGGCGCCUCAGCAGCCGCCGGCGACGCCUCGGAAAGAGAGGCGGCCUAGCAUGUUCGAGAAGGAGGCAUAUGCACAAAUUUUAAGAGAAAGACUGAGAGAAUCAAUUCAUGAUGUUCAGUAUGUAGAGCCUCCAUUCGAUGAUUCCAUUGCUGAUAUUGGUAAAGAAUGGAAGAGUGCCCUGGCAAAAUUAAAGUUUGCUAAUUCAUACAGAAUGGAGCCAUUGAAAAAGUUCCAGGCUCAUUCAGUAGAAACGAAAGUGCAGCAGAUAUUAGAGGAAAGUCUUAAAGAUGUCAAAUACGAUGAUAAAGUCUUCUCUCAUUUGUCGCUUGAAUUAGCAGACCGCAUAUUGUCGGCAGUCAAAGAAUUCGGGUACCACCGUUAUAAGUUCAUUAUAAAAGUAUUAUUUAUUCAAAAGACGGGCCAGGCCAUCAACAUCGCCAGCAGGUGGCUCUGGGACACCGCGUGGGACAGCUGGGUUGCUGCUAAGCAUGAGACUGAAACUUAUGUGGCACUGGCUUUAGUGUUUGCUCUUUAUUGUGAAUAGCUUGUUCCAUGUACCAAAGAGUGCUUGCUUCUCACCUUUUCAGAAACACAUGCUAUUAUAUUAUAGAGUUGGAAACAUCA
Phacochoerus africanus (Common warthog) is the source of this 727-nucleotide messenger RNA. RefSeq names its product dynein light chain Tctex-type 2 (gene DYNLT2). Gene Ontology annotation, molecular function: dynein intermediate chain binding. Gene Ontology annotation, cellular component: cytoplasmic dynein complex; cytoplasm. Gene Ontology annotation, biological process: microtubule-based movement. The transcript has 4 exons. The coding region runs from base 63 to 647 and encodes 194 amino acids. The record is from RefSeq and is a predicted model, not a curated record. NCBI's taxonomy places the organism in Eukaryota, Metazoa, Chordata, Mammalia, Artiodactyla, Suidae.